Messenger RNA from Choloepus didactylus (southern two-toed sloth), 1887 nucleotides. RefSeq names its product GDNF family receptor alpha 3 (gene GFRA3). Bases 76 to 1266 code for a protein of 396 amino acids. Gene Ontology annotation, molecular function: signaling receptor activity. Gene Ontology annotation, cellular component: external side of plasma membrane; signaling receptor complex. The record is from RefSeq and is a predicted model, not a curated record. NCBI's taxonomy places the organism in Eukaryota, Metazoa, Chordata, Mammalia, Pilosa, Megalonychidae. Gene Ontology annotation, biological process: nervous system development. The transcript has 8 exons.
CAGCUAGGGUAACGCACUGCCAGGCGCAAGCAGAGUGCCCCGCGGGGGCGGACUCCAGGCGCUCGCACCCUGGCCAUGGCUCACCCCUCGAGCCUGCAGCCGCUGCCGCCCGUGGUCCUGCUCCUGCUGCUGCAGUUGCCGGUGCUGCUCGGAGCCGGGGACUCCCUCCCCACAGAGGGUCGGCUCACGAAUAGCUGUAUCCAAGCCAGGAGGAAGUGCCAGGCCAACCCCACUUGCAAUGCUGCCUACCAGCACCUGGAAUCCUGCAUCUAUAAUACAAGCACCUCAUCACCCUCAGAAGAGCCAUCAGUCCCUGCGGCUUGCCUGGAGGCAACACAGCAACUCAAGAACAGCUCUCUGAUGGGCUGCACAUGCCACCGGCGCAUGAAAAACCAAGCUACCUGCCUGGACAUCUACUGGACUGUUCACCCUGCCCACAGACUUGGUGACUAUGAGCUGGAUGUCUCCCCCUAUGAAGACACAGUGACCAGCAAACCCUGGAAAAUGAAUCUUGGCAAACUGAACAUGCUCAAACCAGAUUCGGACCUCUGCCUCAAGUUCGCCAUGCUGUGCACGCUUAAUGACAAGUGUGACCGGCUGCGCAAGGCCUAUGGGGAGGCAUGCUCGGGACCCCGCUGCCAGCGCCAGGUCUGCCUCGGGCAGCUCCGUACCUUCUUUGAGAAGGCGGCGGAGUCCCACGCGCAGGGACUGCUGCUGUGUCCGUGCGCGCCCGCGGACCGGAGCUGCGGGGAACGCCGGCGCAACACCAUCGCUCCUAGCUGCGCCCUGCCAGGUGCUGCCCCCAACUGCCUGGAGCUGCGCCGCAGCUGCUUCUCCGACCCGCUGUGCAGAUCACGCCUGGUGGAUUUUCAGACUCACUGCCAUCCCAUGGACAUCCUAGGGACCUGUGCAACAGAGCAGUCCAGAUGUCUGCGAGCAUACAUGGGGCUGAUUGGGACUGCCAUGACCCCCAACUUUGUUAGCAACCUCAAUGCCAGUGUCGCCUUAAGCUGCACCUGCCGAGGCAGUGGCAACCUGCAGGAGGAGUGUGAGCAGCUGGAAGGGGCCUUCUCCCACAAUCCCUGCCUCAUGGAAGCCAUUGCAGCUAAGAUGCGUUUUCAUAACCAUCUCUUCUCCCAGGACUGGGCAGACUCUACUUUUUCUGUGAUGGAACGCCAGGAUAAAAACCCUGCUCUGAGGCCACAGCCUUGGGUGUCCUCUCUUUUCUCCUGCACACUUACCUUGAUUCUUCUCUUGAGACUCUGAUAGCUGGACUUUCCUUGAGACACUCUUCCUCUCCACAAUACCCAUCCUGACCUGCAGACUGCAAGGGGUGAGGAAAGGACAGCAACAGGAAGGAGGUGCAGUGUGCAGUGUGGCCACUUCACCUGUCCGGUGACCUCCUGAUGAGGCUACAGUAGAAGCUAGAGGCUGUUGAUCUCCUGAUCCUGAUCUGCUGGGUUCUCACUCCUUCCACCCCUACCUCUCCUUCUAACUCAGGCUGCCCCUCUCUAGAUUUGGUGGCAUCAUGGUUUAGCCAUAUCUUCUGGUAGUGUCCACCUCUACCAGGCUCUCUUUUGAUCCCUUUCUUGAGCCCACCAGGAUCACCCAGGGAGGAGAUGCCCUACAAUCUAACAAAUCAGCCAUUCUCUAUUGCAUUCUCCAGGCAAGCAGGGCUGGGGGUUCUGAGGCAGCCUAGAAAGACAUUCCCCAUCUUGCCCUCUUCCAAAUGGGGGAUGGGUACCUGCUGCUUGCACUGCCCUAGCCCUGGGAGACUUCAGAGCAUUUGAGCAUCAAGGAUAAGAGCUUCUGCGCCUUGCUUCAUCCCAGUUACUGCCCCAUAGUACCCUCAGCCCUCAGAUCAUGAUUAAACAUUUUGACUUAAAA